Messenger RNA from Xenia sp. Carnegie-2017, 6441 nucleotides. Its product is annotated as bifunctional glutamate/proline--tRNA ligase-like. Lineage: Eukaryota; Metazoa; Cnidaria; Anthozoa; Malacalcyonacea; Xeniidae. Gene Ontology annotation, molecular function: proline-tRNA ligase activity; ATP binding; glutamate-tRNA ligase activity. Bases 32 to 6289 code for a protein of 2085 amino acids. Gene Ontology annotation, biological process: glutamyl-tRNA aminoacylation; translation; prolyl-tRNA aminoacylation. Gene Ontology annotation, cellular component: cytosol; methionyl glutamyl tRNA synthetase complex; cytoplasm. The record is from RefSeq and is a predicted model, not a curated record. The transcript has 50 exons.
AUGAUCAAAUGAAUUGGUUCUUUGAUGUUUCAUGAGGCCACGUUUUCGUUGUAUGCUGUUUUAUUCUUUUCCUUUCUCUUUUAAACCAACAUUUCUGUUGACAAGCGUCUCAGAAAACUCCAGACGACUAGUGUAUUAUAGUACUUUUCGUUUCGUUUCGAUGACUAGUGUUAAACUUCUCGCGAAAACAACAGAUCCUCCAAUAGCUUCCUUGCUUGUCGUCAACCAUAUCAAAGACAAAUAUCCUGUUGCUGUUGAAUGGAAAAAUAAAACUGCUUUAGAGGUUUCUGGGAAUGUUGUGUCAACAUCAAACCACACCAUUGCCCGAUACCUAUGUCGAAUCGCUGAAAACUUUGAUCUUUAUGGAGGCAAUAUAUUACAGGCCACUGAGAUUGAUAGCUGGGUGGACUUUAGUUGUGAUCUCUUGAAAAACAAAGAGAAGUUUAAAUUAGCUCUAAGUCAUCUUGACAAACAGCUUGCACCUGUAACAUACUUGGUUGGACCAUCUCUCACUUUGGCUGACUUUGCUGUUUGGGGAGCCUUAAAAGUUCAUGAAAAACUGGACAAUUUGCUUAAUGAUGGACAUAUGAAAAAUGUUUCAAGAUGGUACAAAUUCCUGGCAAAUCAAAAUGGUUUUAAGGGAUUUUUAACAAAUCCCCAAUCGUCAUCAAAAAACUCUCAGGGUGAAACAAAAACGCAAGGAAAGUUCAUCGAGUUAGAAGGAGCAGUGGAAGGUCAAGUCGUGACAAGAUUUCCCCCUGAAGCGAGCGGAUAUUUACAUAUUGGUCACGCUAAGGCUGCACUGUUAAAUCAAUAUUACCGCGAUUAUUACAAAGGGGAAAUGAUCAUGCGAUUUGAUGAUACUAAUCCAGCAAAAGAAAAUGCCGAGUUUGAAGAGGUGAUCCUUGAAGACUUAAAGUUGUUACAAGUACGACCAGACAGGUUUACGAGAACAUCAGAUCAUUUUGAAAAGAUACUUGAGUACGGUGAAAAGAUGAUCAGAGAUGGCAACGCUUAUGUUGAUGACACACCUACUGAAACUAUGAGAGAGGAAAGAGAAAAGAGAGUAAAAUCCGUUCAUCGAGAUAACAGCGUGGAAAAAAACUUGCAAAUGUGGGAGGAAAUGAAAAAGGGAAGUGAGUAUGGUCAGAAAUGUGCCAUGCGCGCCAAGAUUGAUUACCUUUCAGACAAUGGUUGCCUUCGUGAUCCAACUAUGUAUCGAUGUAAACCUGAGACUCAUGUGCAGACAGGAGAUAAAUAUAAAAUUUACCCAACCUACGACUUUGCUUGUCCCAUUGUGGACAGUGUUGAAGGUGUUACUCAUGCUUUAAGAACAACCGAAUAUCACGACAGAGAUCCACAAUAUUUCUGGAUACUUGAUGCUUUAGGACUGCGCAAACCAACAGUUAUGGAAUUUAGCAAGAUAAAUUUACAGAAUACAGUUUUAUCGAAACGGAAAUUGACGUGGCUUGUCAAUGAAAAUUUUGUUGAUGGAUGGGAUGAUCCAAGAUUUCCAACUGUCCGCGGUGUUUUAAGACGAGGAAUGACUGUUAAAGGAUUGUUGGAAUUUAUUCUAUUACAGGGUUUUUCAAAAGCCAACGUUCAUAUGGAAUGGGACAAAAUUUGGGCAAUCAAUCGAAAGGUUAUUGAUCCUCUGGCCCCACGUUACACGGCUUUGGAGAAGAACAAAAGAGUCACGAUCAACAUUGCUGGAGUAAAUGAAACAUGUCAAGAAGCAGUUCUCAAUCCCAAGAAUGCCGACAUGGGUAUGAAGAAAGUUUGGGUAUCAUCCAAAGUUUACAUUGAUGGAGCUGAUGCAGAUACACUUCAUGAUGGCGAAAAGGUUACGUUAAUAAACUGGGGAAACUUUCUCAUUAAAUCAAUAAACAGAAACCAGAAUGGCUCAAUUGAAACAGUUGACGCUGAACCAAAGCUUGAUGAUACAGAUUACAAAAAUACUACCAAAUUAACAUGGCUAGCUGUAACCAACUCUGCUCCAUUGCUUCCAGCAAUAACUGUGCAUUAUGAUAAUAUUAUUGCAAAGGCAAUCCUCACGAAGAACGAUGACUUUAAAGAUCACGUCAAUAAAAAUACCAAGGCUGAAGUUGAGAUGCUGGGUGAUCCUGAGUUAGUUAAUGUGAAAAAAGGUGAUAUAAUUCAGUUGCAACGAAGAGGGUUUUUUAUAUGUGAUCAACCUUACUGUGAGGAAAGUCGCCACUCUGGCAAAGCGACACCGUGCAUUUUAUUUUCAAUUCCUGAUGGUCAUACAAAGGCUAUGCCGACCUCAGGCUCAAAGACAAAAUCAAAACAGACCAGUGAAAAGAAAGAAAAAGUCAGUAAAAAAGGUGAGAAAACUGAAGAAAUUCAAGCAAAAUCGGAAUCAAGUCCUGCUGUGACUUUAACCAUGACACCUGAGAUUGAAGAUCUCGUGAAGAAAAUUGGUGAACAGGGUGAUAAAGUUCGUGAGCUUAAGUCUACUGGAGCUGUUAAGGAAGAGGUUACAGCUGAAGUGAACAACCUACUUAAUCUCAAAAGUAAAUAUAAGACUUUGACAGGACAAGAAUUCAAACCAGCGAACAGUAGUGGCCGAAAGAAUGAGAAAGGAAAAAGUUCUUCAGGAAACAAUAAACAUGAAAAGAAACAGGAGAAGAAACCUUCAGAGCAACAACCAUCUCAGGAUGAAAAAGGAGGAAAGAAAGUUACCAGGCUUGGUUUAGAAGCAAAAAAAGAAGAAAAUCUCUCUGAUUCGUAUUCGCAAGGUGAAAGAAAAACGCAAGGAAAGUUCAUCGAGCUAGAAGGAGCAGUGGAAGGUCAAGUCGUGACGAGAUUUCCCCCUGAAGCGAGCGGAUAUUUACAUAUUGGUCACGCAAAGGCUGCACUGUUAAAUCAGUAUUACCGCGAUUAUUACAAAGGGGAAAUGAUCAUGCGAUUUGAUGAUACUAAUCCAGCAAAAGAAAACGCCGAGUUUGAAGAGGUGAUCCUUGAAGACUUAAAGUUGUUACAAGUACGACCAGACAGGUUUACGAGAACAUCAGAUCAUUUUGAAAAGAUACUUGAGUACGGUGAAAAGAUGAUCAGAGAUGGCAACGCUUAUGUUGAUGACACACCUACUGAAACUAUGAGAGAGGAAAGAGAAAAGAGAGUAAAAUCCGUUCAUCGAGAUAACAGCGUGGAAAAAAACUUGCAAAUGUGGGAGGAAAUGAAAAAGGGAAGUGAGUAUGGUCAGAAAUGUGCCAUGCGCGCCAAGAUUGAUUACCUUUCAGACAAUGGUUGCCUUCGUGAUCCAACUAUGUAUCGAUGUAAACCUGAGACUCAUGUGCAGACAGGAGAUAAAUAUAAAAUUUACCCAACCUACGACUUUGCUUGUCCCAUUGUGGACAGUGUUGAAGGUGUUACUCAUGCUUUAAGAACAACCGAAUAUCACGACAGAGAUCCACAAUAUUUCUGGAUACUUGAUGCUUUAGGACUGCGCAAACCAACAGUUAUGGAAUUUAGCAAGAUAAAUUUACAGAAUACAGUUUUAUCGAAACGGAAAUUGACGUGGCUUGUCAAUGAAAAUUUUGUUGAUGGAUGGGAUGAUCCAAGAUUUCCAACUGUCCGCGGUGUUUUAAGACGAGGAAUGACUGUUAAAGGAUUGUUGGAAUUUAUUCUAUUACAGGGUUUUUCAAAAGCCAACGUUCAUAUGGAAUGGGACAAAAUUUGGGCAAUCAAUCGAAAGGUUAUUGAUCCUCUGGCCCCACGUUACACGGCUUUGGAGAAGAACAAAAGAGUCACGAUCAACAUUGCUGGAGUAAAUGAAACAUGUCAAGAAGCAGUUCUCAAUCCCAAGAAUGCCGACAUGGGUAUGAAGAAAGUUUGGGUAUCAUCCAAAGUUUACAUUGAUGGAGCUGAUGCAGAUACACUUCAUGAUGGCGAAAAGGUUACGUUAAUAAACUGGGGAAACUUUCUCAUUAAAUCAAUAAACAGAAACCAGAAUGGCUCAAUUGAAACAGUUGACGCUGAACCAAAGCUUGAUGAUACAGAUUACAAAAAUACCACCAAAUUAACAUGGCUAGCUGUAACCAACUCUGCUCCAUUGCUUCCAGCAAUAACUGUGCAUUAUGAUAAUAUUAUUGCAAAGGCAAUCCUCACGAAGAACGAUGACUUUAAAGAUCACGUCAAUAAAAAUACCAAGGCUGAAGUUGAGAUGCUGGGUGAUCCCGAGUUAGUUAAUGUGAAAAAAGGUGAUAUAAUUCAGUUGCAACGAAGAGGGUUUUUUAUAUGUGAUCAACCUUACUGUGAGGAAAGUCGCCACUCUGGCAAAGCGACACCGUGCAUUUUAUUUGCAAUUCCUGAUGGUCAUACAAAGGCUAUGCCGACCUCAGGCUCAAAGACAAAAUCAAAACAGACCAGUGAAAAGAAAGAAAAAGUCAGUAAAAAAGGUGAGAAAACUGAAGAAAUUCAAGCAAAAUCAGAAUCAAGUCCUGCUGUGACUUUAACCAUGACACCUGAGAUUGAAGAUCUCGUGAAGAAAAUUGGUGAACAGGGUGAUAAAGUUCGUGAGCUUAAGUCUACUGGAGCUGUUAAGGAAGAGGUUACAGCUGAAGUGAACAACCUACUUAAUCUCAAAAGUAAAUAUAAGACUUUGACAGGACAAGAAUUCAAACCAGCGAACAGUAGUGGCCGAAAGAAAGAGAAAGGAAAAAGUUCUUCAGGAAACAAUAAACAUGAAAAGAAACAGGAGAAGAAACCUUCCGAGCAACAACCUUCUCAGGAUGAAAAAGGAGGAAAGAAAGUUACCAGGCUUGGUUUAGAAGCAAAAAAAGAAGAAAAUCUCUCUGAUUGGUAUUCGCAAGUUAUUACGAAAGCUGAAUUAGUUGAAUAUUACGACGUUAGUGGCUGCUAUAUUUUACGUCCAUGGUCGUAUGGAAUAUGGGAAAUUAUCAAAGAUUUCUUUGAUUCUGGCAUAAAGAAACUCGGAGUUGAAAAUUGUUAUUUUCCAAUUUUCGUGUCGCAAGCGGCCCUUGAACGAGAGAAAACUCACAUCGCUGAUUUUGCACCAGAAGUCGCAUGGGUGACGAAAUCUGGCCAGUCUGAAUUAGUGGAGCCAAUUGCUAUUCGUCCGACAAGUGAAACAGUCAUGUAUCCUGCGUAUGCCAAAUGGAUAAAAUCUCAUCGAGAUCUUCCUCUUAAACUCAACCAAUGGAAUAACGUUGUAAGAUGGGAAUUUAAGCAUCCUCAACCAUUUCUAAGAACGAGAGAAUUCCUUUGGCAAGAAGGACAUACAGCGUUCGCUGAGUACGAUGAAGCAGUUGAAGAAGUUCACACUAUCCUCGACCUUUACGCACGCGUUUACACGGAUCUUCUUGCCAUUCCCGUAGUGAAAGGACGAAAAACAGAAAAAGAAAAGUUUGCGGGUGGUGAUUUCACAACCACUGUCGAAGCCUACAUUUCAGCUAGUGGACGUGCAAUUCAGGGUGCAACGUCACAUCAUUUGGGUCAAAAUUUUUCCAAAAUGUUUGAAAUUGUUUUUGAAGAUCCGGACAAACCUGGGGAGAAGCGUUUCGUGUACCAGAAUUCUUGGGGUAUAACUACCCGCACAAUUGGUGUAAUGUGUAUGGUACAUGGGGAUAACACUGGACUCGUUUUGCCUCCUAGAGUUGCAACUGUUCAGGUUGUGAUCGUACCGUGUGGUAUGACGGUAAAUUUAGCUGAAGAUAAGAAGCAAAGUUUGCUGACAUUUUGUAAGGACUUUUUUCAACAAUUAACUGAAGCUGGGGUCCGAGCUAAACUUGAUGAUCGCGAUAAUUACUCUCCUGGAUGGAAGUUUAAUCAUUGGGAACUCAAAGGUGUUCCAAUACGGGUAGAACUUGGUCCACGUGACGUAACAAACUCUCAGUUUGUCCUUGUAAGACGAGAUACUGGCGAGAGGAGUACACUUGCGGUGAAGGAUUUUGUUAUUAAGAUUAAGGAAACCAUUGAGGAAAUUCACCAUGCUCUACUUUCAAAAGCAGAAGCUGAACUGAACGAUAACAUGGUCGUUGUGAACAACUGGAGUGAUUUUUGCUCGAUGUUGGACAAGCAAAAGAUAAUUCAAGCACCUUUUUGCGGAGCAAUAGCUUGUGAAGAUAAAAUCAAGAAAGAUAGUGCUAGGGAUGCUGUUGUUGAGGAAGGUGCUCCAUCCAUGGGGGCUAAAAGCCUUUGUAUACCAUUUGAUCAACCUUGUGAGAUAACUUCAGGAACUCAAUGCGUAUGCCCGGACUGUGAGAAACCAGCUACGUGUUAUACAUUAUUUGGGAGAAGUUAUUGAAAAUUACAAACCUCCAAAAUCAUUCGGUUAAAAUCGUUUUCGCACAAUUCUAUAACUUCAACGAAAAAAAAUGUUUGAAGAUCCUUAACAAUGUAGAGCACAUUAUCACUCAGGAAAUCACAUUUCUUAAAUAAAUGUGCGCCUGCAUGAAA